Hipposideros armiger (great roundleaf bat) is the source of this 1442-nucleotide messenger RNA. It is a transcript of the gene ANKUB1, whose product is annotated as ankyrin repeat and ubiquitin domain containing 1. The transcript is spliced from 4 exons. The record is from RefSeq and is a predicted model, not a curated record. Gene Ontology annotation, molecular function: protein binding. Bases 48 to 1397 code for a protein of 449 amino acids. Lineage: Eukaryota; Metazoa; Chordata; Mammalia; Chiroptera; Hipposideridae.
AAGAUAAGCCCACUCUUUAUGUGUUCAAUGCUGUCACCCAAGAGACGAUGCCAAUACUGGAGAAUGCUUCCCUUCUUGGUAAAAAAGUGUCUCAGCUGAGAACACUGAUAGCUCUGAGAUGUGGCUUCCCCGUGAGUGUCUUCUGUCUCCGGACUCCAAGCGGCUUGGAGAUGUUCGAUUGCAACACCCUGAGGGACUACCAGACUGACAUGGGCUCAACACUUCGCUUGGAUGUCUGGGACGGAUGGAAGGAAUUUAUGAUGGGUUGUCUCCUCGGACAAAAGCUUGAAGUCCAACGCUAUUUAUCAAAUGAAGGACCAGUACUUAAGUUCCAGAAAAGGGUGGCCCUGUACAUAGCCGCCUUUCAUGGCUACAUUGAGCUCACCGAAUGGGCUCUGAAGCAGGGUGUGCGGCCCAACGAGGCAGUCGGUGUCCAUCCCUGUCGAGCGUGGUGCCAUGACGCCCUUCAUGCAGAUGUCUCUAAAUGCCCCAUUCAUGCGGCUGCAGAAGCAGGCCAGCUGUUGAUUCUGAAGACCUUUGUCAACUGCAGCGUGCUGUGCCUGGAAUGCAAAAAUGCAGCAGGACAAACUCCCCUGACCAUCACAGUCAAACACAAGCAUAAAGACUGCGUAUUAUAUCUACUGGGUAAAAUGUGGUCCACGGUUUCUUUUCCGAAAAUUUCAGUCCCCAUGAGAAUCUAUAUUAAAAUAAAACAAUGGAUCCUCAGAGCUCAGAGUCACAACCUUCAUAAAAGCCAGGUUUGCAGAGCAAGGGUCUUUGGGGCAAGAGUUGGGGACACUGUGAUGGUGGAUGGUUUCACCAAACCAAAAAUGACCUCCAAGAAUUGGCAUCAGGCUGGGAACAAAAACUCACAAAGCUCUACUGGCAAGCUACCACCUCUCCGGGUACAAACUGCAAGCAGGAAACCCGUCAAUCCUUUGGCAAUGUCACAGCGGGACACAAGAGAGCAAACCUUCACAUUUCCUCCUCUAUCAGAUGCAAAUAUGUUCUCUGAAUUGCAAAGACAUCAACAACAAAAUGAGAAAAAAAUGACUGUCAGAGCUAGGAAAAAAGAAAAGCUCAUAAAAAAUACAUAUCUCCCCCAAGUCCCUCUCCCGCCGGUUUCAAGAGUGGGCUAUUCACAUCCAUCUUUUUACUAUGCAACCCCCAGCACUGACUUUUUACUCAGAUCCUCCAUUGCAUCUUUCUCUGAGCACAGUGGGAGAACUCUAAGAGAAAACGCCAUCUAUUGCUUAGCUGUGGCCAGUGCUUUUAAAGAGAAACGAUGGCUUCAGCAGUUAGAAAUCGCAAGAGUCCUAGCCAAAAAGAGCAUUUCUAACCUGACUACCCACGGAAGACUGAGAGCACAUAAAAAUCCUCCAGAACCUGUGCUUUGAAAAGUCAUGACAAUCCCAGUGUGGGUGAAGACCUUAUCAAAUAGA